Ostreococcus lucimarinus CCE9901 is the source of this 3276-nucleotide messenger RNA. RefSeq lists its product with no specific name. Gene Ontology annotation, biological process: spliceosomal complex assembly. Bases 1 to 3276 code for a protein of 1091 amino acids. The record is from RefSeq and is a predicted model, not a curated record. The transcript is spliced from 2 exons. Gene Ontology annotation, molecular function: mRNA binding. Lineage: Eukaryota; Viridiplantae; Chlorophyta; Mamiellophyceae; Mamiellales; Bathycoccaceae. Gene Ontology annotation, cellular component: catalytic step 2 spliceosome; U2-type prespliceosome; U2 snRNP.
AUGAAGGAGGCGGCGGUGGAGCGAGAGCGCGACAACACGCUGCGAAACAUUGAAAAGAAGCAACGAGAAGAGGCGGAACGCGCGGCGGACGAGGCGCGACUCGCCGCGGCGCGAGCGAGCGAACCCGCGGCAUCGUCGGCGAGGCCAGAGAAGCGCAAGCGACGAUGGGACGCGAAACCGGACGACAGCGCGGCGCGAAGCGGGCAGGCGCCGGCGCCGGCGCGCCGCCCAUCAGAGUGGGAAACGAUGGAAAGCGGCACGCGAGCGGCGGACGUCAAACCGACGCCGCGACGCUCGAGAAGCCGUUGGGACGAGACGCCGAUGAUUCGCGCGGGUGGCGAUCCGAGCGCCACGCCGGCGUGGACGGGUGGCGAGACGCCCGUCAUCGCCGCCGGUGGGGAGACGCCGAAAAUCACGGCUGGUAUGGCGACGCCAUCUGCAGCGCAAAUCGCCGCGCACGCCGCCAUGCAAUCGAACGUUCCUUUGACGCCCGAGCAGUAUCAGCAGAUGCGUUUUCAACGGGAAAUCGAAGAGCGCAACCGACCGCAGACGGAUGAGGAACUCGACGAGUUGUUGCCGUCCGAAGGGUACAAGAUUCUCGAGCCACCGGCGAGCUACGUGCCCAUUCGCACGCCUGCGCGUAAGCUCAUGCAAACGCCGAUGCCGUACGGCUCAAACGCCGGCUUUUUCAGCAUUCCCGAGGAGGAUCGCGGGCAAAAAUUUGACGUCGCCCUCGUCCCCGAAGGUUUGCCGGAGAUGAAACCCGAGGACGUGCAGUACUUUGCACCUUUGUUGAAAGAAACGGACGAGGAAGCCUUGACGAUCGAAGAGCAGAAGGAGCGCAAGAUUAUGCGUUUGUUACUUCGAGUCAAGAACGGGACGCCGCAGCAGCGCAAGACGUCGCUUCGUCAAAUCACCGAUCGCGCCAAAGAGUUCGGCGCCGGACCGUUGUUCAACCAGAUUUUACCUUUGCUCAUGUCGCCGACGUUGGAAGAUCAAGAGCGUCACUUACUCGUCAAGGUGAUUGAUCGCAUCUUGUACAAGCUCGACGACUUGGUGCGCCCCUACGUGCACAAGAUUCUCGUCGUCAUCGAACCUUUGUUGAUUGAUGAGGACUACUACGCCCGCGUCGAGGGGCGGGAAAUCAUUAGUAACGUCGCAAAGGCUGCAGGAUUAGCGACGAUGAUCGCCGCUAUGCGCCCUGACAUUGAUAACGUGGAUGAGUACGUGCGGAACACGACGGCGAGAGCGUUCGCCGUCGUCGCGCAAGCGCUCGGCGUGCAGUCUUUGCUUCCUUUCUUGAAGGCGGUGUGCCAAAGUAAGAAGAGUUGGCAAGCGCGUCACACGGGCAUCAAAAUCGUUCAGCAAAUCGCAAUCCUUCACGGGUGCGCCGUGCUGCCGCACCUCAAAUCUUUGGUGGACAUCAUUGAAAACGGUUUGGGCGAUGAAAACCAAAAGGUGCGCACCAUCACCGCGCUUUCCAUCGCCGCGCUCGCUGAGGCUGCGACGCCGUACGGUAUCGAGUCGUUCGAUAACGUUCUCAAACCGUUGUGGAAAGGCAUUCGCGCACACCGAGGGAAAGUGUUAGCCGCGUUCCUCAAGGCCAUCGGUUUCAUCAUUCCGCUCAUGGACGCGAUGUACGCCAACUAUUACACCCGCGAGGUCAUGGUGAUUCUGAUUCGUGAAUUCGCUACUGCGGACGAAGAGAUGAAGAAAAUUACGUUGAAAGUUGUCAAGCAGUGCGUAGCCACCGACGGGGUCGAGCCAGAGUACAUUCGAGCCGAAGUCAUGCCUGAAUUCUUCAAACAUUUCUGGGUUCGACGCAUGGCUCUCGAUCGACGCAACUAUCAACAGCUCGUGGAGACGACGUUGGAGGUUUCCUUAAAAGUCGGUGCCGCGGAAAUCAUCGGGCGAAUCGUGGAAGAUUUGAAGGAUGAGUCCGAGCCUUAUCGCCGUAUGGUGAUGGAAACAAUCACCAAGGUGAUUGAAGAGCUUGGUACGGCGGACGUGGACACUCGCAUGGAGGAACUCCUGAUUGACGGCAUGCUGUACGCCUUUCAAGAGCAAACGUCGGAUGAGAAUGAUAUCAUGCUCAAGGGCGUCGGUACCAUCGUCAACGCCCUUGGACUUCGUGCGAAGCCGUACUUGCCCCAAAUUUGCGGUACGAUCAAAUGGCGCAUGAACAACAAAAGCGCCGACAUUCGCGAACAAGCGGCUGAUUUGAUCAGCGCCAUCGCUCCCGUGAUGCGCAAGUGCGAAGAAGAGCAACUUCUCGGGCACUUGGGGGUCGUUUUGUACGAGUACCUCGGUGAAGAAUAUCCCGAAGUUUUGGGUUCGAUUCUUGGCGCGUUGAAGGCGAUCGUGAGCGUGCAAGGAAUGACGCGAAUGACGCCGCCGAUUAAGGAUCUUCUCCCGCGAUUGACGCCAAUUUUGAAGAAUAGGCACGAGAAGGUGCAAGAGAACACGAUCGAUUUGAUCGGUCGAAUUGCCGAUCGAGGUGCGGAGUACGUCGCCGCGCGCGAGUGGAUGCGAAUUUGCUUUGAACUUUUAGAAUUGUUGAAGGCGCCGAAGAAGGCGAUUCGCCGCGCGACGGUGAACACGUUUGGUUACAUCGCCAAGGCGAUUGGUCCGCAAGACGUGCUCGCGACGCUUUUGAACAACCUCAAGGUACAAGAGCGUCAAAUGCGCGUGUGUACGACUGUGGCGAUCGCAAUCGUUGCGGAAACGUGCGCGCCGUUUACCGUGCUACCGGCGCUCAUGAAUGAGUACCGCGUGCCCGAGCUCAACGUGCAAAACGGCGUGCUGAAAUCGUUGGCGUUUUUGUUCGAGUACAUUGGAGAGAUGGGAAAGGAUUACAUCUACGCCGUCACGCCGCUGCUCGAAGACGCGCUCAUGGAUCGAGAUCUGGUACACCGCCAAACUGCGGCGGUGACGGUAAAGCAUCUCGCCUUGGGAUGCGCUGGUCUUGGAUGCGAAGACGCCGUGACGCAUCUGAUCAAUUACACUUGGCCCAACGUAUUUGAGCCGUCGCCGCACGUCAUCAACGCUGUGACGGAGGCGAUCGAAGCCGCACGAGUGGCGCUCGGACCACAUUUCGUACUCGCAUACACGUUGCAAGGGCUAUUCCAUCCCGCACGCAAGGUUCGCGACAUUUACUGGAAGAUUUACAACACGCUGUACAUUUCAUCCGAGGAUGCUCUCGUGCCGGCAUACCCGGCGCUCGACGACGACGGACCGAACACGUACCGUCGCGUCGAGCUUGACUGUUUCGUGUAG